Molecule: messenger RNA, 1346 nt
Organism: Orbicella faveolata
Lineage: Eukaryota; Metazoa; Cnidaria; Anthozoa; Scleractinia; Merulinidae
Product: COMM domain-containing protein 3-like
Biological process (GO): sodium ion transport
Source: RefSeq, a predicted model, not a curated record
UUUCCAGUUUCUUCAAGUUUCAUCAUGGCGGAAUAGAGAAAAGAAGACAAGCAAAUGUAGCUCCCAUUAAAAGCUCUCAAAAGAGAAGGUUUGUUGUUAAAAUGGAACUGAACAGUGUGGCAACCGAGGGACUUAACCUCUGCGGGGAUUCCGCCCGGGUUGGGGAUCGCAGCUUUCGGAAUUUGGUUCAAAUUACGAUGGACAUUUUACUGAAGAGAAAUAGCGAGGAUGCGCUCAAAAAUGAUGAAGAUAUUGCUAGUGUUGAAGCUGCAACCUUAAAGCAGGCAUAUGCUGGCUUAGUAACAAUGAUACUGGAGGCUGUCAAGGUGGAUUGCGACUCAUCCAGCUUAAGUUCUGUGCUUGAAGACUGCAAAUGGGGCAGUGACAGAGUAGAGUAUUUUACAAAGCAUUUUCUGGAUUGCAAACCUGAUUUGGAAGCACUCCUAGCAAGGACUGGCAGUUCAUUUCCUCAUGUUGUUGAUGUGGAUUGGAGACUGGAUUAUUAUAUUAAGAAUAAUCAAAUGGACAAAGUGAACAAACCUACCUACCUUAUCACUCUAAAAACCGAGGAACCUGGAAAGAAACAGGGAAAAGAUGUGCAAUUUUCUUGCUCGAUGGAGCAGUUACAGGAUCUGGUUGGAAAGCUGAAGGACGCGUGCAAGAGUAUAGAGAAGACUGCUAGUAACUGAAAGUUAUAACUGGAAUCCAGUGAAAAUACAAAAUGAUGCCAAUAUAUUUUUAUAACACUGUAGAUUUAGUAGGUUUUUUCUUCAGAUUUUAAGAAUUAUCGUCUGGCAGUUCAUAGGGACAUUUAACAGCACAUUGACGCAACAAAAAAUGCGAUGCUGCGAUGAAAGACUCUUAUAACUCAAACAACGCCUUGAUUUCAUUCCGUUCUUCUCACCAAACCCAUUUUAUCUGAUUUUCGGCCGCAAAUUAAUUUACACAAGAACCAUUAAAAAGAAUAUCCUUGAUGCAAACGCUUCCUUGAACGCUACUCUUGAAUUUUCCUUUUGUGAGCCUCUGUGACAAGCUUUGCAAAAACUUUCGUCCAUUCCCUUCCUGAAACCACUGUUUUACGGAGGCAAACAACCAGCUGUGUAGCUAGACACCUCUAAUCUUGUGAAGGUUUUGUUUGUUGAAAGCUCUUGGUUAGUGUCUAAGUGAUUCAGUUUUGUACGUUGAGACAGAGGAUUUCUGCAGUAUAGUGGAUUCCCGAUUUUUCGGGGAACGGGAAAUUCGUUCGAUAAAUAAGCAGUUUCGAAACAUCGAGGGAAAAUGUCUUCUGACUUUUUAGGCAAGGAAUCAAAACAUUGCUUGGGAUAAUAAAAUCGGCAUUCCACUAA